CUGAGCCAGACACACAAACGCAAAGGGAGGGGGCGUGUGAGUGAGCGCGCGACAGAGAGACCUAGACGGAGCGCGAGGGAGAGCGAGAGAGAGAGACACGCGCACUCAGACUGGGGGAGAGAGAGCUCUCGCGAGCGGACUGGCUCUUCAGACUUCUCCUCUCCGCGCAGUCAGAGUGAACUGCGGGGGCAAACGGGGUGGAUGUUUCGUCCUCGACAGCGGAAAGAACCUCAAAUAAGGAUUUUUACAAUUCGUCUUCAAGCCUGACAAACGGAACUUUUCGCCUCGGUGGAGUUUGGAAGCCGUUUUUUCUAAUAUGGACAGUCUGCUCACUGCUACAGGGAGCGACUGGUCGGUGUUGACUCACACACGGGAAUAAAACUGCAGCUGGGACUUUUUUCCUGGAUGGUUGAUGAGGCGUUUCGCACAUCUGAUCAGCUCUGGGACGCGGUGGAUUUACCAGGUUGAAGGACGCCUAGCUGGUUGUGAUUCCCGGUCGACCGUAGGAAGGAUUUACGCAUCUAAAGUUGCAGGAAAAGCAUGGAGACUGUAAGUCGGCCGAGCUUCCAGCCUCAUCCGGGACUGCAACAAACUCUCAAGCAGUUUCACCUCAGCUCUAUGAGCUCGUUGGGUGGACCGGCCGCUUUCUCUGCUCGCUGGCAACAUGAGCUGCUCUUUAAGAAGGACGGGAAGGAGCCCGAGCCGGUUCUGCAGCAUCUGCCGCCGCCCGUGAUGCCCGGCCCGCUCUUCAUCCCGUCGGACCGCUCCACGGAGAGGUGCGAGACGGUCCUGGAGGGGGAGACCAUCUCCUGCUUUGUGGUCGGCGGGGAGAAACGGCUGUGCCUGCCGCAGAUUCUCAACACGGUGCUGCGGGACUUUACCCUGCAGCAGAUCAACUCCGUGUGCGACGAGCUGCACAUCUACUGCUCUCGCUGCACGGCCGACCAGCUGGAGAUCCUCAAAGUCAUGGGGAUCCUGCCCUUCUCAGCGCCGUCCUGCGGUCUCAUCACCAAGACGGACGCAGAGCGGCUCUGCAACGCCCUGAUCUACGGAGGCGCUUACCCGCCGCGCUGCAAGAAGGAGAUGAACGGAGGCUCGCUGGAGCUGCAGUUCACCGACAGGAGCUUCAAAGUCUACCACGAGUGCUUCGGCAAGUGCAAAGGCUUGUUCGUGCCGGAGCUGUACACCAACCCGAAUGCAGCGUGCAUCCAGUGCAUGGACUGCAGACUAAUGUACCCGACCCACAAGUUCGUGGUGCACGGCCACAAGGCGCAGGAGAACAGGACUUGCCACUGGGGCUUCGACUCGGCCAACUGGAGGGCGUACAUCCUCCUGGGCCAGGAUUACACGGAGAAAGAGGAGAAGGCCCGCCUGGAGCUCUUCCUGGACGAGAUUAAGGAGAAAUUCGACUUCGCCAACAAGUACAAGAGGAAAGCAUCAUCCAAGGUGUCCGAUCCCAUCCCGAUGAAAAGGUCUAAACAUGACGACCUCUCAUCACAAACUCCGCUGGCCGACAGAGCGAAGCAGCACGACUGGCUGCAGUCCUUGCCAACUCCCAACAAGGGGCUGAACUGCAUUCAGUCCAGGCAGAGGCCCUCAGCUUUCAGACCCUGGUCCCCCCACAUCUCUGCGGGUGAUAAGGAGCCCUCCAGUAACCCGCUGGCUCUGCUGAGAGACAGCUUCUACAAUUACAAGACCCUAGAGAAUGCAGUGGCCCCCAACGUCGCCCUCACUCCGCUACCACUAGGCAAGGUAGGGCCUCUGUCCCCAUCGAUACCCAGCACUUCCUACCCAAGUGGAAGCGAACCUCCAGGUGAGGGCGCACACCCCAACACCAGGCCUCGCAAGAGGAGAGCUACCGAGGAGCUCCAGUCCACAGCACAUGAAAUCCCUGGGCCUGCUUCCUCAGCAGCCUGCAAACCUCCGCUGCCUCAGGAUGAUAAGGACUCUGAGGUGGAGAUCGAGGUGGAGAGCCGCGACGAAGCUGUUUCGUCCAUGUCCUCCCUCUCGUCGCCAUCUUUUACCUCAUCCAGCAGCUCAGCCAAAGACUUGAGCUCGCCCGGUGUCCAAGGUCCCAUCUGCACUAUCGCGUCAGCCGAAAGCACGGCACCGGCAGCCACAUCGGUGGCAGCACCAGCCCCUGUCACCUCUUCAGAGUCGGGCCUGGAGUCAGAGCUGGAGAGCCUGAGGCAGGCGCUGGACAGUGGGCUGGAUUCCAAGGAGUCGAAGGAGAGGUUUCUGCACGAAAUAGUUAAGAUGAGGGUGAAACAGGAGGAGAAGUUGGGAUCGGCCCUGCAGGCGAAACGAAGCCUUCAGCAGGAGUUGGAGUUCUUGCGGGUGGCCAAGAAGGAAAAGCUGCGGGAGGCGACUGAGGCAAAGCGCAACCUCAGGAAGGAAAUUGAGCGUCUGCGAGCUGAGAGUGAGAAGAAGAUGAAGGAAGCCAACGAGUCAAGGAUCCGCCUGAAGCGGGAGCUAGAGCAAGCCCGACAGCUGAGAGUCUGUGAUAAAGGCUGUGAGGCUGGGCGACUCCGUGCAAAGUAUUCUGCACAGAUCGAGGACCUCCAGAUGAAGCUGCAGCAUGCCGAGGCCGACCGUGAGCAGCUUCGAGCCGACUUGCUGCACGAGCGAGAAGCUCGGGAGCACCUGGAGAGGAUGGUGAAGGAGCUACAGCAGCAAAUCAAACAGUAAAAGAGACGGGACACCCAAGGACAUUCCCACUGGUGACAACUAACCAAGCAGCCAGCCUUACAGCUGAACCUUUUCCAUUUGCCACCAUGAUCGCCACCCCACGAGUCCCACAGGUCACCCGCAUCACACCACUGUUCCUGUGCUUGCCCCUCAGUUUACUGAACACAAAACGUAAGACUUCAAAUGGAGACACAGAGAAGAAUGGAGGAGCGUUGUCCUUGUGCAUGAAAAGUCUAGUGGUACGGUAGAGGAAUGACUGGAAGCAUGCAUUUUCUGAAGCACUGACUUUUGCACCUCUGAACUCGUAGAACUGAAAACUGGAGCACAGUGAACGGCUCUGUAGUGCUGAGUGCGGCUGUGCCUGGAUUUUCCUUCACAAGGACACAAGGAGAGGCUGUAGGACUGUGAUAUAAACUCAUAACAAUAUAACAUCAACGUGUGCACCUGCUGGGAGGUGUUACAAUGACGUGGCCAGGAGGGAAGGCCUCCACCAGCGCCUCCUGCCACGAUGAACCAUAGGAGUCUGAAGACAUUAUAAGCUAUUUAAGAGAUUACAUAGCGAUAUGUAGAGUACACAAAGAGCGUUUUUCUGUUUUUCUGUGCUAUUGGAGGGAAAAAUGAACAAAUGGACUUCCCACUGUGCUGCGGGGGUUUGUCAGGGAGCCAUCGCAGCCCAUUGGGGCGACUCCCCAAACACGAUAGGAUAUGAAAACAUGGCAAAUGAUUUUAACAUGAAAGAUUAGGUUUGGCUUUGUGUUCAACAGGCACAUUUUCCAUUUCAAAUGAAGCCUCAAAAAUGAUCCCUACCAGUCACUUGGUGACGAGUUUUUAAACGAGCUCUUUUAUUGGAUGCUCUGCAUACACUCACAUACAAGUCGCAUUUUAUUUGAGUGUUUGAGUCCUGAAGUCUGUAACACACUCCAGAUGUUUUCGUGCCGUCACAGUGGGCUGGGUGGUUGGUCUUGUCCGUAACCACAAAGUGUUCAUUUGAAUUAAAGUAUGUACAUAUAAAUAUACCUUUCUUUUUUUAAACUUUACAAUAAUGAAUCGCACUUUGUCAUGAGGUGAAAACAGCCCCUCCCCCAUCGUACUCCCACUAUUUUCAGCAAUCUUUCUUUGAAAGCAUCAUCUUAUACGCGACUCCUACCAUAUAGCAUUUUGUUGAUUAUAUGCAUUUUCAAAAGAAUAUUGCUGCUCUGUUUUCAUUAGGCAAGUAUUGUAAAUAAGCAGGAAGCCGGCGUUGGGCAGCAGCACACUCUCCAGUCUGACAACAGGAGCACGAACAAACGUUGUAUUCAGAAGCCGGAGGCUGUGAAUCAGCCGCCACACUGUGGAUGCAAUACAAUCAGAAUGUACAUUGUGUUGAUGCUAGUUUUCCUUUAAUUAUUGAUGUUGUUUUAAAUGUGAAAAUAUUUUAUUAUUUGUCUGUUGUGUUGAAGUUUUUACUUUCUAAAGAAGAAUACUUCAAACUAACAGUUCUGUUCACAUUUUUAAUAGAAAACUAAUUUUCUUUAUGCAUGAAAUUUGACAGCGUUUGCCAUACUUAUAGUCAGUUAUUGGGCAUUGAUACUGUACAUGUAAGGGUUUUAUUGUGUUAUGCAAUAUCAAGCAAUUUGUCUUAUUUAGAAAUGUUAUUAAAAAAAAGCAACACGUGUAUGUUGUUCUUAAGAGAAAAUCAAACUUCACACAAAGAAAAAAACUAAUCAAUGCUGGAAAACCUAAAGUGCCUGAAGGAGGGCCAAAGGUUUCCAGAGCAGGACAGGUGAUGCUGAAGCUGUCAGAGGGAGGGGCGUCACAUCAAGCCCCGCCCUCGCUCUGCAGCUCUUUAUAUCAGUAUUCUGAGAAUCCACCAGUUUACUCAUGUUUCCCUUUCAGCGCAACGAACAAACUUCACAAUCCUAAAAAGCUUUGGGCGUUUUUCUGAACGAUUGCUUUCCUCGCCCCGUACUUGAAAUCAAUUAUGUGCACGCUGUGGCAAAAAAGCCACCUGCUUUGGCAAAUUGUUACUCUGGGUUUGGCAGAGCUGAAAUUGGUACAUUUUGUAGUUGUUUUUACGAAAUAGCUAAUGGCCUUACAGUGCUUGUGGUUUUCUACAAAAGAAGGAGACAAUGACAUUUGGCUUUUUGUCCUCCUGACGUUUAAAAACACAUUUUAUUUUCUAAAGAACCAUUUUGCUAAACGACGGCAGCAAAGCAGCAAUAACAGUCCACAUUAGUAUACUAGCCAGUGUGAAGAGUUGAAUAAGAAUUUACAAAUGUAAAUAUUUUUUCAUUUACGAUAUUGUAAUAAUAUAUGUACAUGGUGUUUCCUUUUUCAAAAACUCUUUUCUUACAAUAGCUGGUGGGGAGUUUGUUUUUUUUAACUUUGUGUUUUAACUGAGGUGUUUCAAAAACAGUUCAUGCAUAAGAGAAUUUAAUCUUUUUUUUUUUUUUUUUUUUUUUUUACUGUAGUCUUUAUAUGACAUGACUUUUUUCACCACUCAUGAAUUUUUAACAGUGUGUUUGGGAUCAGCUGACCUGCAGUACAGGUCACACACAGCUACACCUACUAUAUCACCGUGCUGAUUCUUUUCCCUUCAUCCUCAUGUAUCUUUUUAGCCCUGUGCUGCUGCUAAUACUAUAUACAGUACUAGAAAUAUUUUUAUGUAAGAGGCGAGCGCUCCCAUGUAUUAAUGCCACACAUACAGUAUGAAAAGAGGCUUGGCUUAUUCAUCUAUUUCCUUUAUUUUCUUGAUUCUUCAUGCCUUUCUCUUCCAGCGCCACUGUUCCCUUCUCUAACGAUACAGAUAUAUUGUAAAGGAAAGGACUUUAUGAGAUUAUGUUUGAAAAUAGCUAUGCUUAUAUACUACAGUGACUGAAUGUACAGUGUAUAGAUGCAUUACCACAAAUAAAGUUGUUUGUCCAGAUA
Molecule: messenger RNA, 5595 nt
Organism: Haplochromis burtoni (Burton's mouthbrooder)
Lineage: Eukaryota; Metazoa; Chordata; Actinopteri; Cichliformes; Cichlidae
Gene: skia
Product: v-ski avian sarcoma viral oncogene homolog a
Exons: 7
Coding region: 541-2688 (715 amino acids)
Biological process (GO): negative regulation of BMP signaling pathway
Cellular component (GO): nucleus
Molecular function (GO): DNA-binding transcription factor activity, RNA polymerase II-specific; SMAD binding; RNA polymerase II cis-regulatory region sequence-specific DNA binding
Source: RefSeq, a predicted model, not a curated record